Messenger RNA from Amyelois transitella, 4360 nucleotides. RefSeq lists its product as uncharacterized. Gene Ontology annotation, biological process: phospholipid metabolic process; arachidonate secretion. Gene Ontology annotation, molecular function: A2-type glycerophospholipase activity. Bases 224 to 1663 code for a protein of 479 amino acids. The record is from RefSeq and is a predicted model, not a curated record. NCBI's taxonomy places the organism in Eukaryota, Metazoa, Arthropoda, Insecta, Lepidoptera, Pyralidae. The transcript has 7 exons.
UGCUCGGGCGAAUAUUACGUGUCGCCGCGACCGCCGUCAUCCGCCAACUUUUUCGAAAAUCGAAUAACUUUUCAAAUGUGGAAUUAGCGAAUGAAAAUCUGAAUUAUCGAACGCUUUCGCUGGUUUAUUGUAAAUUUGUGACUGGUCAUAGAGUGUAUAUUUUUUUUUGUGGUGCUUUUUGGGAUUUUUUUUUCGCCAAUUUGGAGUGCUGGAAAGAUCAAAAAUGGAGAUGAAAUCGCCAAAGGCGAAGAAGAAAUCGAGUAUGGAACGCUUGAUAAGUUGGGGCAAGAUGUCCCGCACGCCGCUUCUGAUACUCCUUCUACUCGGCACCACCAGCUGCGACGAAUCGGAAUCCAGCGACGAGCUCGACUACGUUCAAAUUUCGAACAAUUCAAAUUUUAAUAUAAUAGACAAUUCCAAUUUGAAAUUCAGGCACGGACAUUCGUUUAUGCAGCCAACUCUGAAUAACAGUGAAAGACAAAAACUAAGUGAUAUAAAACAUUUUAGGAAGCAUUUGAAUAAGGAGAUAGUGAAUUUUGUGAUGAUAGACAAUUUAAUUGAUGGUGAAGUGGAGGUUCGUGUGCAUUAUAACGGAAUUACUGCGAAGGAGACUGCUGUUGGUGCUGGAGAACACAGCAUGAAACUUCGUCAGCUGACUGACGGCCGCCAUCUUGUCCAAGUCAUAUACACUCCAAAUGGCGACAUACAGGACUGCGAAUACGUAGCUCAGGGAAAAUCUACUAGAAACUUCUUAAAAACUCUACGCAAGGAACUUAAAUUAGCUUUAGACGAAGAAAGUUAUAGAUUGUUACAAAGAGAUUACAAAAAUGGUGGAGACGAGAAGUUUUAUACGCAUUUUGGGAAUGUAACAUUUAGGUUAUUGACGAAUGGGGAGACCUUGCCUAGAGAAGUGGCCUCGUGGCUAGAUUAUGACAAACUCAAGAUGGACUGCUUGAGACGACACGAAGAGUUGAGGUUUAUGAUGGAAAACAGAAAUAAAGUGUCAGAGAACUCUUUGUCCAGGUCGCGGCGUUCAAUCCGGGAGAAUUUCAUAGUGCCCGGGACCAAAUGGUGCGGGGCGGGCCAACUUGCCGAACAGUACCACGAACUCGGCGCUGAUAGGACAGAAGAUCGCUGCUGUAGGACCCACGACAAUUGCAGGGUUAAUAUCGGCGCUUUUAGACGAAGAUUCGGAUAUUUCAACUUUAGGCCGUACACGAUAUCUCACUGCAAGUGCGAUAGGAGGCCGAAACGUGACGCCAUGGAGAUUCUGAGGGUGCCCGGCACAAAAUGGUGCGGGAAAGGUUUCUCAGCUACACGCUACUCCCAACUGGGAGGGUACACUAGGACGGAUAGGUGCUGCAGGGUCCACGACCUGAGGUGUCCCUUCUGGAUUGGCGGCAUGGAGAAGAAGUAUGGAAUAUACAACUGGAGAGUGAACACGUUGAUGCAUUGCCGGUGCGACGAGAGAUUCCGCGCCUGCCUGAAGCUCGCAGACACGUCAGUUUCCAACAUGGUCGGAAAGUUAUUCUUCAACGUAGUCCAAACUAAAUGCUUCGUGCUGAAACCAGUUAAAGUGUGCACGAAAAGAUCGUGGUGGGGGAAAUGUCUAAGGAGGGGGUUCACCAAGCAAGCAUUCUUGAGGGACAAUCUUCCAUAUUGAAGUUUAUGUUGUUAGGUUGGCAGUUUUUACGCGCGCUUUUUUAUCGAACUACCAAAUAUGCUACGUUAUUAAAAUAAUAGAUUGAUGGAUUACUUUUGGGAACAGAUCAAGUGACCUGAAGAAACCUCCGGUGACGUGUUUGGUGGUCACAAGGCAUGUCUAAACUUCUCUCUUCUAUCUUUUUCGUUUACCUUGUUGUUAGAGAGAGUAGGAAGACAUAUGCCAAAGUUUCAUGAAUAAACUAUUAUUAUCAAACGUGAAAAGCAGCUAGCAGCCUAUUAUGCUCAACAUACUUAAUUAUUUUUCAAUUUUCUUUUAUUAAUUCUUAUUUAUUUUAACUCUACUUAUAAUAAAUCUCGAAUCUUGUGAUAUAGCUGUGCUAAAGUAUACUGCUCACAACUUUCUGGGAAUCUUCUAAAAAUCCCAACUUCAACCCAAUUUCUGUAACGGGUUUAAACGGUUGUAAGUGUUCUCGUCUGAUCUUAACCACUGUUCGUUAAUUAAUAGUAACACGUUUUCCAACAUUAUAAUAUGUCGUAGUCGGUGUUAAGUAGUGGAUAUUUAAAAUUAUUUUCAAAAAAAGUUGAUAUUGAAAAUAAUAUCAAGAACAAAUAACAUUUGCACAAAAUCUAUAAAUAAUAUUAUAUUAUUCAUCGGUAAGAAAGAAGCUAUCAACUUAAAGGUACUGAAGUAUUAAGUCGGUAUUUUCUACUCCAAUUAACUAUCUUGGACAUGAAAUUGUGUGGUCCCACACCGGGGUAGAUUUGUACAGCCAGCUAUGGACGCCAUCUUAAUUUCUUUUUCGCGCUCAAAAUCAAUGAAAAAAAUCAGUUGUGGGUUAAAAAAUAUACCUCUAAUUGAUAUUGUUAAACAAUAUAAUAUCAACAUAUUGUUAAACAAUAUAAGCAGGAGCAAAUAUUACUAGUAAAAAGUAUGUAAGUAUGUUCUUCUUUCCAUAUAUUUUCUACCCCUACUCUUGACGUCUACAAUAAUAAUCAAUACCUAUGAAAAUAAUCUCAAACAUAAUAUAAGCACUUUGUUUCUUUUAAACUUGCCAUAACAUUUAAGUUAGGAAAUCAAAUUUCUAAAGUAUCAAUAAAUUUAAGUAUCUUUUUCAACAAUGCUGUCGCGUGUAGGUAAGGCAUUUUCAAUAUCAGCCCUAAAAUCAAAUAAAAAAGGAAAGAGUUUCGUUUUUAAUCUUCACCUUUAUAUUUUUUUUUUUCAUAAAUAAUACCCAUAAAAAUGGGAAUAAGAACGGAAUCUUUCCUCCAAUUUCAAUGCCUUCGCCGUAAUUUUUAUUUGGCAUUUGCCUGGAUUAUAUCAAAUUCUUUAAAUUUAACAACAAAAUUCAUGUAAAGCCAAGUGUAAUGUAUUUUUUUAUUUAUUUAUGUAUAAUUAGAGAUUAAGUAGAAUAAGAAAAAGAAGCAAUAAUAAUAGAUAAUUUAUGUCUAUAAUGCAUUUUGACAAAUCAGUUACCUAUAAUUUAUUUCGUUACUGCUUAAAUUGCAAAUAUUUUUAUAAGAUACUUACUAAAUUAAAUAAUUCUACUAAAUUAUGAGUGUACUUAGAAUACAUAUUAUUAAUAUAAUUUUAAUUAAGUAAUAUAAUAUAUGUAACGUGUUCAGACUUAUAUUUGUGUCACUCCCAAUUAAAAUUUACUACUUACAUAAUUGAAAUUGAAAACUUUUAUAAAUAAUUAUGAAUGAAAGAUGUUUAACUAAUGAUGAAUAUCUAUCUACAUGUAAUGUAAGUCUGAACACUUUUAUUUAUAAACAUAUCUUCAUUGUAAUAAUUAUCUAGAUUUAACUAUAAAUAUUACUGGAGGCUGCGUAUGGUGGGGUAAAAUGAACUGACAACAAAAAAAAUCACAGUAGAUAUAUCUACUAAAAUAUAUUAUCAGACCGCAUACCUAAUUAAUACUAUUUCGGUAUCACUGAAAGCGUACACUCAGAAAUAUUUACUCCUAUACACAACAUUAAAAAAAAAUCGCUCUAUUUUCCUCACAUUUGAAUAACGAAUGGCCGUUGCCAAACUGUCGAAAAUGCAAACAAAACAGCGGCGCCCGCCAAAUGCAGUCCACAGAUAAUAAAUCGAAGUUCCUCUUUGACAAUAUUCGUCUAGAAUGUGAUUGUGUAGCAUUAGAUGUUGUGCUAAUAUAAGUCGUAUUUUAUUUAAAAAAAUAAUAUAUAUUUCACUGGAUUUUUAGUAAGACCUAUCUCAGUGUUAUGUCACUGUUUAAAUGUAUAUAAAUCAACAUCGUGUAAACUUUUGUAAGUAAGCAAUAACUAGAUACAGUUAUCAACCCUUUUUGGAUAUCUCCCAUCUUAAAUUACUUAAUCUGGCGUAGAAAAGCUGCUUAGUAUUGCAAUUUUGCGUUUAAUUAUGACGUGAAACGGGGCAGCAAUAGUUUAUCGCGCGAUAAAAACAUCGUGGCAUGCCAUGCCAACUCCGCUGGUAAAGGUGUGAACAGACCGUAAUCUUAAGUCAUAGCAUAGCUCUUGCACUGAGAUGGAUGGACAGGUAGGUACCUAUUUAGAAAGAAUCCAAAAGGUUUUUCUCUUUCUAAACAACUAAUUAAUUUUCUUAGAUUUUAACAUAGUUGUAAGUCAAUCUCGUAAUUGUUGUAGGUAGAGAUAGAUUAAUCUUGUAAAUAUUUUAUAUUGAGUUUUUAUUUUUUUGUUUUACUACUUAAAUAGA